AUGCGCGCCGAUCAUCCCUCGGCUAUGGGGAAAUUCUGGGGGAAGAGCGGGGAAAUUGGCCGAUCUUACCUCUCCGCACUCUCUAAUACCUCUCUACUUUGGCAUCAACGCCUCAGAUCUACGAGCCUGCUACUAUUCUGCGCUGAAGUCGUCGUCUCUCCGAUGUCCCACCCGCGCACCCGCGCACCUGAGAUCAUGGCCCCAAGGGUCUGCGACCGCUGCAGCCUGAGUAAAGACAAAAGCGUCACUGCCGAUGGCAGUCCAGCCUGCGCGAGAUGUGCUCGCCUGAAGAAAUUAGGCUACACAUCUCGUCGGAACAAGCGCAUCAAACACCUCUCCGCUGUCCAAGCCCAUCCAUACAGGGAAAUGCGGGCUUUAAGCAUCGAACCUCAGCAGCGCGACAUGUCCGAGACAAGCGAGAGCGAUGCGUCAUCUUCUGGGCACAGUCAAAGUACGCCUUCCAGCUCGCCGGGCGGAGUUGUUGAGUCAUGGUCACCGACAAGUCACGACGCGGUGAUCGUAUCGCCAGAGAAAUUGCUCGCUGCGCCCACCACUUUCCAGACCACGUCGGACGCGUUUCUUACCGUUCUGGACGUGGAAAAGUUCUCGGUUAUUCAUUUACCUUUUAUGCUGGGAGCCAGCUUCAUUCCUGAAGCCCAGAAGACGGUUUUUGCUAUUCUCAAAUUAUCUGCUCCGGUCCUGACCGAGGGGUACCUGGCGUUCCUAGGGCUGAUGACAAAUUACCAACAGUCGCUUGUCAUCCGCCGAGAUGAACCUGAUAUGUACAAAGCGGCGAAGGGACUGCAACGACUGAGAGAUGUGAAGAUCUCACACGCAUAUGAUGCAGCUUGUGCUCUUUUCCUCGGCCAGACGAUGUACGUGUUCAAUGUACUCACAGCACCAUAUUCAAACACGGCCCACUCCAUCGUUCGGAGUGCGCUCAUGUCCACCAAACAAUGGCUUCCAAAAUUGGUUCAGGCUCCUAUUAUGGAUACGAUCACCAUGACUCCUAUCCUGAUCGACACGGUUGAGUGUUUAGUGCAUCGUGAGGUCCCUAUAAUACGACUAGAUAAUCAGCAUCGCAUCAUCGUCGAUCGCUAUGCCGGUCUUUGCGCCACACUCCUUCCUCAUUUAUAUGAUAUCUGCGAGUGGAGCAAUGCCGCGAAAAGGGAAUCUCCCACCGCCGAAUCCGAACCAGACUCGGCGAUCCAUGACCGACUGGAUGAGAUUGAGGAGACAAUCCGACGCUGGAGACCCCGAACGCCUACACAGUUAUUCGACAACUACGGCCGGAACGCCGUUCUAGCCAUGGCGACACAAGCAAAUGUCUAUCGCCUGGCCGCUUUAUUGGUCAUUCACCGACUCCGGUAUCCGCUGGGCGUCGAGGACGAAACAGCACAGAUACAUGCAAAUGGUAUAUUCUCCGAACUGGCCUUCUUUGCCAAACAAGCGGUCAAAGAAACAAGCGCUUUGCCCGUGGUAUUUCCUCUGACAAUGGCUAUGCUCGAAAUCGAAGGGCCUGGCGAGGAGUUGCUCGAGCGACUGUCCUCUUUCACUGUGCAAAAUGUGAGUGCGGUACGCCUCCAGGAGUUUGUGAAGUUGGUUCGUGCAUCGAGGAAGUCUGGGUUCCAGGGCAUUUGGUUUGAUCUGGUUGACACACAUCUCCAUGUUGCGAUGCCGCCGUAG
This is a messenger RNA of Penicillium bovifimosum, 1686 nucleotides long. RefSeq lists its product as uncharacterized. The transcript has a single exon. The record is from RefSeq and is a predicted model, not a curated record. The coding region runs from base 1 to 1686 and encodes 561 amino acids. Lineage: Eukaryota; Fungi; Ascomycota; Eurotiomycetes; Eurotiales; Aspergillaceae.